AAGGGGUAAAAGCGUAAACUAGCCACCAUCGUCUUCGUGUAUAGGGUUUAUGCCCAACGAGCAUUCAGCAAUCUGACUUCUGACAUCACUCAAACUAGCCACCAUCACCAAAACCGUUACGCCGUUCGGUAUGCGGCAAUGUUAAACACAUCUCACCACUAGCAUUUUUCCGUCACCGUCACCGUUAAGAAUGAGGUAUUCACGCUUCCUACAAUUUUCACUCUUCCGCAAAACCCUAACUCAAAACCCUAAUUUCACAUCUCCUCAAAUUUCAAGACCCUACAUUCUUUCACCAAAUCAACACCAAUUCAAUCGAAAAUCCCAAUGCGAAUCCACCUCCAUACGCAAUUACAACACCGCAUCGCCAGAUUCCGAGAAGGUGUCAGCGAUUGUUGACGAACUCAUGGGAUUAACGCUACUGGAAGUGAUGGACCUGGUUGAUGUGAUGAGGGAGAAAAAGGGAAUCAAUGAGCUUCCGAUUAUGAUGUUGAUGGUGCCAGGGAUGGGAAUCAGAGGCUUGCCGAAGGGUUUGGGUGGAGCUAAAGGUGGUGGAGGUGAAAAGGGAGAGGAGAAGAAGGUUGAGAAGACGGCGUUUGAUGUGAAGCUCGAUGGUUUUGAUGCUGCGUCCAAGAUUAAGAUUAUAAAGGAAGUUAGGACGUUUACUAGUUUGGGUUUGAAGGAAGCUAAGGAUUUGGUGGAGAAAGCGCCUACGCUUUUGAAGAAAGGUGUGACGAAGGAGGAGGCGGAGAGUAUUAUUGCUAAGUUGAAGGAGGUUGGAGCAAAAGCUUCCAUGGAAUAAUAAGGAAAAAGUCAGGAUGAAAAACAAAACAGGGCGAGGUGAUUUUGUUUUUGUAGCAGCUAGUUCCUUACACCCAUGUUUCCAUUGGCAGGGGAUGGAAGUUAUUGGAGGUCUUCUCAUAAUGCAGAGAUGUUACUUUUAUAUUUGAAAACUUAACUUAGCUCAUUAUGCACCUACCUCUCUCCCUAUGUCAUUUCUAUUUUUCCUUUGUAUCAGGUUCUUUUUGCUCUUAAUUUUUUUUAAUCAUUUUUUGACCAAUGUUGUAGAAUUGAUUUAUGAUGGAGUUUUAGACCCAAUUGGAUGUCCACUGAACCAUAAUAACCAUACAAUCAUUUGUAAUGAGCAACUGGAAUUUGAGUUGCAACCAACAACAUGACUGCAGUCUCUUCAACUUCUUUUGACUGUGUUCAGUUUUGUAAAACUGAUGUUACCAAACUUUUUUGCGGUGCAACGUGCAUGCUGCACCUCAUUCCCAUUUUAUCCCAUCCGUUUCAUGAUCGGUGAUUCAAGCCAAGUCAUUAUGUAUUCCCUAGAAUGUGAAUGUUAAAUUGAAUAUUAUUAUUAUUUCAAAAUUUGUAAA
Vicia villosa (hairy vetch) is the source of this 1379-nucleotide messenger RNA. RefSeq lists its product as uncharacterized. The record is from RefSeq and is a predicted model, not a curated record. Gene Ontology annotation, molecular function: structural constituent of ribosome. Gene Ontology annotation, cellular component: ribosome. Lineage: Eukaryota; Viridiplantae; Streptophyta; Magnoliopsida; Fabales; Fabaceae. The transcript is spliced from 2 exons. Bases 191 to 799 code for a protein of 202 amino acids. Gene Ontology annotation, biological process: translation.